Molecule: messenger RNA, 813 nt
Organism: Echinococcus granulosus
Lineage: Eukaryota; Metazoa; Platyhelminthes; Cestoda; Cyclophyllidea; Taeniidae
Product: Proline synthetase co-transcribed bacterial protein
Exons: 7
Coding region: 1-813 (270 amino acids)
Cellular component (GO): intracellular anatomical structure
Molecular function (GO): pyridoxal phosphate binding
Source: RefSeq, a predicted model, not a curated record
AUGUCAGUUUCGACAGCGAAGAAUUUGGAGUUAGUGCUUCAGAAAAUUGAAGCGGCGUUUGCAAAGGUUGAAAACACUGGCCAGCCAUUCCCACAGUUAGUUGCUGUUUCAAAAACAAAGCCUCUAGGACUUGUUAUCGAGGCUUACAAUGCUGGCCAGAAGGCAUUUGGGGAAAAUUAUAUUCAGGAGCUAGUUGAAAAAAGCAAUAAUGAGGAGCUUGAGGUUAAAUGUCCGGAAAUCCAGUGGCACUUUAUUGGGAGACUACAGUCUAAUAAAAUCAAACUGCUUACCUCCGUUCCUAACCUGGCUAUGGUGCAGACAGUGUCUAGUUUGAAAAUUGCAAACCUACUCAAUAGCGCAUGGCAAAAAGUGUCCAGCAGGCCUCUUGAUGUUCUGAUUCAAGUCAAUACCAGUGGUGAAGAACAGAAGGGUGGAGUUGCUGUCUCGGACCUCGUCGACCUAUAUAAAGCUGUAUUCGAAUGCUGCCCCCACCUUAAUUUGCGUGGAUUAAUGACAAUCGGGAGGUAUGGUUACGAUGAAAAUCUCGAACCUAAUCCUGAUUUCUCGUGUCUGUAUGAUUGCAGAAAUAUGGUCUGCGAUGCACUGGGCAUCUCGAAACAUUCGCUUCAUUUAAGUAUGGGAAUGUCUUCAGACUAUGAGAUGGCCGUAAUUAUUCUUCAUUUAUUACAACUUGGUACUUUAUUGUCUAGAUUACAAUGGGUAGCACUCUGGUUCGUGUUGGUUCUCACAUAUUUGGGUCUCGCCAAUAAAACUAUUCAUUAUACUCGUUUUCCUUCUUCAAUUAAUGUGUAG